UGGGUCGUUUGGGCGGCGCUGCGCAAAACGCGUUGCGCGAGGCCGACACAGUGCACUCAUCACACCAAAGCAGCGCGACAGCAGCCCCGGCCCCCGCGCUACUCCAUCGCACGAAAGGGCUGCGUCCCAACCGGGCCCACGAGCACUGCUCACCACCUCCACGCCAUCGAGCAGACGCAGCGUACCAAGAUGCCCCUCCGCGACUUUGCGAUAUUACACAAGCUCGGCAAGGGCACGUUCGGUACGGUCUACAAAGUACGGCGCCAUGAAGACAAGCAGCUCUACGCGAUGAAGCGCGUCAAACUGUCCAAUAUGCCCGAUGUGGAGGUCGCCGACGCCUUGAACGAGGUGCGCGUGUUAGCGUCGGUCAAACACGCGAACGUUUGUGGCUUCUUGGAGGCGUUCUGCGAAAGUAGUGAGCUAGUGGUUAUUAUUGACUUCUGCGAACGAGGUGACCUGUCGCAACGAAUCGACCGAGCGAAACGGGGAAGAAGAUUGAUUGACGAAGGUCAAAUACGAAGCUGGCUCCGGGGCAUCGCGAGCGGUCUACAAUGUCUCCACAGCCAUGGCAUCGUGCACCGCGAUUUGAAGCCGGCGAACUGCUUCAUCGCUGACAACGACAUCGUAAGGCUGGGCGACUUCAACGUCUCGAAAGUCCUCAAGAAGAACCAGUGUCUCAUGAAGACGAAGAUCGGCACGCCUUAUUAUAUGGCGCCCGAGGUCUGGGACGACCGGCCCUACACGUGGUCGGCGGACGUCUGGGCCCUGGGAUGUACGGCGUAUGAGUUGUGUGCCUUGCGGCCGCCCUUCGUGGCUCGGUCGUUGCCGGGCUUGGGUCGGGUCGUGAAAUCUGGAAAAUUUGAUGCUCUACCUCGUACCUAUUCCAAGGAGCUGCGCGACGAUGUUGUUGGUGUUUCUUUAUGUGUAAGUCCACAACGACGACCGUCCGCCCAAAAGUUAGCUCAAGUGCUUGGGUCAACUGUCUCUCCACAGGAUUCGGUCGCGACCGAUGUCUCACUGUUGAAAACUAUCAAGGUACCGAAUAACCGGCAAUUGAUCGGCAAAGUAUUGCCAGAAGCGCAGUACGACGAGCCGCGGUCGCCGAUCGCGUGGGAGGAGAAAAAACAAUUUCCGGACCCGCGGAAAAAAGCUUUAUUGGACUUCGGCCGGAAGAUCGAGCAGAGCAAAGCGGCCGCCGCGCCGCAAGCGCCCGCCGCGCCCGCCGCGGAGGACGCGCCGUCGCCGACGUGGGCCGAGCGGCGCAAAAUGCUUGAAAAGAAGUCGGCGGCGCUGGACGCGCGCCGGGCCGAGAUUGCCAGAAGGGCGGCGCCGCGCGACGAGCACCUGCGCGACUCGUCGCUGGAGCGUCAUGAAAAAAGAUGCCGGAGCCGGCGCGGCCGCCGCGCGAAGCCC
Molecule: messenger RNA, 1413 nt
Organism: Pelagomonas calceolata
Lineage: Eukaryota; Pelagophyceae; Pelagomonadales; Pelagomonadaceae
Source: the annotation of a GenBank genome assembly